CUGGGCGCACGCCCGCAACUGUAUUAUUGGAUGACGUCUGGUUCGCCGACGUGCGGCAACCGUCAUAUGUGGUACGGAAUGCAAUCCACCGCGCAUCAAACUCCACUGGUUGCGAAGAACGCACAAAAGGUACUUGAUCAUUUACCAAGCUUGUGAUCGCAUGGCGACUGCGGUCAGGGCGCGGAUGACGGCGCUAGGAACAACGACCCUGCAUAGACAGACAAGAUGCGGUUUAGUGUGUGUCAAGGCUAACAGUACUAUCUCAAGAACUUUUCGAUCUUUACGCAACCAUCAUUCUUAAAACCAUACUGCGCGCAGUAAUUUGCGGCCACUAAGGCCCUCUUGUCCUUGUUUCGCUCCUUCGAUUGUGUUGUGUGGUAAUUGUGGUUCGAGCGAUGUUUACCUCUCUCGCCGCCUGGACACUCGGCGCUGGCGUUCGAGCGUCGUUCGGAGACCACCAACUCAGAACUGACUGUUGGGUAUUCGGACUCGUAGCAACAUGGCUAGCAAGAGAAGAACUGAAAGUGUUUCUACAGAAGAGUUGGGAUGCUUCUUCACCAUUGGUGGGGCCAUCAAUGAUGGUCCUUCCUUUUGUCGUUGUUCCACUUGCAAUCCUCGGAUUAAGAUCACGCACAUCUAGCGACAACGCGAAAGCGAUUAACUCGCCUGAAGACAUUCGUGAAUGGACCCUUCAGUAUCCGAAAGCCAGGAUCUUUCCGUGUGUCACAAAACAUGCGCGCAUGUUCCCGAAACGCCAUGCCUUCGAAUACUCAUAUUUACAGUGCGGUUUCCCGAUCAUACCUGGUGGUGAGACGCCUGACGGACACGAUACCGCGACUGGGAAAGAUCAGGAUCUCGGUAGUUGGUGGCUUCGUGUUCGAGCCAGCGAUUACCUUUGUCGAGGGAACGGUAAGGCUGGCUUUUAUGGAAAGCUCCAGUCAUGGAUGAGGGAGCAAGACGUUGCAGAUAAAGAGUGGUCAUACGCCUAUUUAGUCACCGCACCGCGCUUUUUCGGAUACUCAUUCAACCCUGUGUCGUUCUGGUACAUCUACGAUCGGGAGCAUCAGCUCAAGAAGAUGAUACUUGAAGUCAACAACACUUUCGGCGAGCGACGCAUAUACUUGCUGAACGGCACCAGCAUGUCCAAUCCACCGCAAACUCUGGACUCUAUAAACGCAGCAAAUACCCCGACAGAGACAUCCAUCGGAGAUAAGUCGCGAUUCACAGAUCUUUGGAUGAAAGACUUCCACGUCUCGCCGUUCAACUCGCGUAAAGGCUCGUAUGCGCUUCGAGCACAUAACCCGUUUCCGUAUGUAGGGUACAAUACACCGAUGAUCGACAACACGAUCACUCUUAAAUCUUCGAAAGACCAUGCCAAGGUGGUAGCUCGCUUGACCUGUGUUGGACCCCCACUGGAUCCUAGCGAAUUUGGUAUAAUGGGCGCCGCCUGGUUCAUAUCUAAAUGGUGGUGGGUUGGCUUUGUGACCCUCCCCCGCAUAUUGAAAGAGGCAUUUGCUCUGUUCUACAAGCGAAGCCUCUUCGUCUGGUUUCGCCCAGAAGUUCUGAACCCCAGCCUGGGUCGACUACCCACUUCAUCAGAGGUUAAGAUCCACCAGGUGUUCCACGAUUACCUGACCCACCUUGUCAAUACAGCCCAAGAUAACUUCCGCAUCAUACUCCACACUUCGAUACCCGAGAUUCCCAAACAGAACAUUGGGUUCACAAGGCCUCAUAGCGGGAACGCAGUGAAAGAGCUCGAGAUUCGCAUCCUUACCCCUGCAUUCUACUCACGAUUUGUGCACUACGCCUAUACUUCAGAGGCAUUCGACCGCGAGUGCAUCUUCACGGACGAGAAGAAUCGAACGUGCUGGGUCUCCCGUCCAGAGUUAUUGGCGCAGUUGAUCACUCAGUCAGCGCCUGUUAAAUCGCAAAGUACCGGUCAAAAUGGCGUAAUAAAUGAGUUGAGAUGGUCGUUACUCCAGAAGCUACGAUGCGCUCCAGCCGAAUCUGCAUACAACACGAAUCCGAAAGGCUCCGAGGUUCGUCUAGAGGACAUUCGUGCUUCGAAACACUCGGAUAUGGAUGCCUUUGUCCACAGUCAGGGAGGACGGGCUUAUGCUGGCACGUAUCGGAGGAUAGUCGCCAAGUUAUUCUUUGCUCAGAGGUUUUGCUUGGGCUUUCCCCAAAUCAUCACUUUGGUUGACUGGGUCCUGCGGGCCUCAUUGUGCUGUUAUGCUGCAGGACAAGUGUCAAGCUCGACCGCACCCACUUGGAGAGCCUUGCCUGAACAGGAUUGGUGGCCGUUGACUCGAAGUAUAGUAGCAGUCACAGCAAGCCACGCGUAUGGGCUGCUCAAAGGUUAUCAUUAGUACAUCAAUGUUGCAAAAUUACAGUUCUUAAA
Molecule: messenger RNA, 2401 nt
Organism: Boeremia exigua
Lineage: Eukaryota; Fungi; Ascomycota; Dothideomycetes; Pleosporales; Didymellaceae
Exons: 2
Coding region: 396-2369 (657 amino acids)
Source: RefSeq, a predicted model, not a curated record